Anopheles nili is the source of this 1092-nucleotide messenger RNA. RefSeq lists its product as uncharacterized. Bases 1 to 1092 code for a protein of 363 amino acids. The record is from RefSeq and is a predicted model, not a curated record. Gene Ontology annotation, molecular function: lipase activity. Lineage: Eukaryota; Metazoa; Arthropoda; Insecta; Diptera; Culicidae. The transcript is spliced from 3 exons.
AUGUCUGUCCGGCGAGAGUGCGUGAAAUUAGCGUUGCCUGUAGCGGUGGCUGUGGCAUUGGUUUUGUUGGGAUGUCCUGCGGAAGCCGAUCGCUUCCAGGAUAACAUCUUUUUCAACUACUAUAACUCGUCCGGGGAGUUGGUGCACAUCUACAACCUGGCGGAGAAUAACACGUACGAGUAUGAUAAGGAUUGCCACCCGGGAACGAAGUACGCCGUGGUCGUGUUCGGGUGGAAGAUCGACUGUGACAAGUACUUCGUGCAGGAUCUCAUUCGAAAUCUAACCAAAUACCGUGGCGGAUGUGUCAUGUGCAUGAACUACGAUCGAUUCGCUCAGCUUCCGACUUACGCUCGGCUGCGUCGUAACUUCAAGGACAUCCACAGUGUGCUGCGGCAGAAGCUCGAGUUCCUGGAGAAGGAAGGCUUUAGCCCGGAUGAUGGUUAUCUGUACGGUUUUAGCUUCGGUGCUCAGGUGGCAUUGGCUGCCGCCAAGGAGUACGGAACGCGCAAGAUCGGUCUACUGGAUGCUUGCGACAUCGUAGGCAGUGGCUUCGACGUCUCGGAUACGAAUGCUCCAAACCACCGGACAGCGGCCAAAAACGUGCAAUGCAUCCACACCAGCCGGAAUUACGGCACUCGGCACCGAACCAGCUGCCAUCAGGACUGGAUCAUGGGCGAUUGUGGCAGCUACCAGCUUGCAGCACCCUUAUCACCCUGGGGAUCACACGGAGUCUGCACGCUGCUCUACAACAGUGCAUUCGAGCACGACUUCCUGGCGGGUCCAAAACCCUCCAACUGCACCGGUGAGUCUGAGGUGCGCUCGUGGCCUGAAGGCUUCAAGAUGGGCUAUAACGAGAUGCGUAGAACGACCGUCCGUGGCCAACUAUUCGCGCCCACCUUCGAAACAUACCCGUUCAACGUGAAUGUGACGGCCACCAGCAACUCAACGACACCAUCCACCAGUGGUAACGACAUCGAGCAGCUUCCUGGGUUCGAGUUCCGGGCGGCAUCGAAGCAGGAGUGGCUGCUCGACCCCGAGGAAGCUCUCGAGCAGCUCGAAGCUGACUCGGAUGGGGCCGAACAACCGAACUAA